Molecule: messenger RNA, 2437 nt
Organism: Xiphophorus hellerii (green swordtail)
Lineage: Eukaryota; Metazoa; Chordata; Actinopteri; Cyprinodontiformes; Poeciliidae
Product: B-cell receptor CD22-like
Exons: 8
Coding region: 30-1061 (343 amino acids)
Source: RefSeq, a predicted model, not a curated record
CAUCACAGAAAGAGACGGAGGGGGAAGCCAUGCGCUGGACUGCAGUGGCAGCGUCACUUCUUGCAUUUCUCUCCGUGUCAGGGGUCAGGGGUCAGAACGGCUGGAGCGUGACCUACCUUCCCUCACAGAUCUGCGCCAUAAAAGGCUCAACGGUGGAUUUGCAAUGCAACUACACACAUCCAGCCAGAGAGGGGGAUACGGUCAUAGAAGUUACAAACCGAAUAUGGUUCACCAAAGGACAACUUGCUGCUCCUGUGGAUCUGAAAGCUGACCCAGACUACGCAGGUCGUAUAGAGUAUAAAAAUGGCUGCGCCGUGGCUAUCAGGGACGUACGAGAGAGUGACGCUGCUGUCUACAAGUUCAGGUUCAUAACCAAUCACCAAAGUGGAAAACACAUCGGCUUGCCAGGGGUCACUUUGUCAGUCUCUGCCGUCGAGCUGCAGGUGGUCAAACGGGAGCGCAGACCGAGCGGGACUCUGGCAGAGAUGACGUGCAAAAGCAAAUGUCUGCCUGACCGACAUCCUUACAUCUGGAUCAAGAACGGGCAGAACGUUUCGACGCAGACCUCCUCGCCUUUUUCACACACGUUUUCUUUCGCGGACCGCGUUUCGUGCGCCGCGGCAGGACACAGACAGUUCCCGUCUCCGGCAGUGUACAUGCCAAAUCUUCCCUCGGUGUCGCUGAGUUCCUCUGGUCACAUUGUGGAGGGCGACCCAACAACUCUAACUUGUUCCAGUGAUGCUAAUCCAGUAGCUACAUACAGCUGGUACAAGAAGGACGCUUCUGGUCCUCUCAGCAAAGACUCACAACUCGUCUUCACGUCUAUCCAGUCCUCUGACUCUGGAGAGUAUUACUGUAAAGCUGAGAACGUGCUGAGAAUAAGGACAUCUAAAGUCGUCUUUAUCGACGUAAAAUAUGCGCCAAGGCUUCUUUCUGUGGCAUUAAGACCCUCUGGUGAAGUAGUGAGGGGAACCUCAGUGGACCUGAUUUGUAGCAGUGAUGCUAAUCCAACAGCUAAGCACAUCUGGUACAAGAAGAACAAGCCUGAGCCUCUCAUUUAGAAACUUCAAACAGUAAAGUUGUUGUGCUAAAAGUAUAAAUUUGUGGAACUUAAGCAAGAAAUAAGCAGAUUUUUUAGGAGUAGUUAGGUUGUUUUUUUUCACACAAUUGGAAAACCAUUACCAUGUUUCCAAACACUCAUACUCUAGCAUAAGCUAAUAAAAAAAAAGAUUGACACAGAGGUCAUCCAAAUGCUAAAAUGCUAUUCUUUUUUUCUCUUUUAGAUCCACCGAGCUUCCCCGUUGUUUCGCAUAGUUUUCCAGGUGAAGUAGUGGAGGGAAACUCGGUGACUUUGACUUGUAGCGCUGAUGCUAAUCCAGGAGCUACUUACACGUGGCACAAGGAGCACGAAGCCAAUCCUCUCAGCAAAGGCCCAAAACUUGUUUUCAAGUCUGUUCAGUCGUCUGAUUCUGGAAAAUAUUUCUGCACGGCUGAGAACGUUUUCAACAGGACGACUUCGGACGGCUUCUUGAUUGACGUGGAAUAUGCUCCAAAGCUUCCCUUGGUCUCGUUGAGUCCGUCUGGUGAGGUCAUGGAGGGCAUUUCACUGACGCUCACCUGCAUCAGUGAUUCAAACCCCGCCGCUAAUUACACCUGGUUCAAAGAAAAUGAGAAAACGCCACAAAGUUCAGGACAAAAUCUCACCAUCACAAAUAUUGGCCGACAGCAUAGUGGCCUUUACUACUGCGAAGCUCACAACAGCAGAGGGAGUCACAAAUCUGCCAUACAUCUUACUGUUGCUGCAAGGUACAGAAACAUGAUGUUCAAGAUAAUGAACAUCAUAAAGUUGGCUGUAGCUGCACUGCUGCUGCUGAUUCUUCUGUUUGCUUCUUCUCUUUGGACGAGGUAAUAUCAGCAAACACGUUUAGCUCCACUGCUUUAUUCAUAUCUAUAUCCUCUAAGGAUAUACUUUUGUCCGUUUGUUGUUGAAAUACUGGAUUUGCUUGACUCAGAAAGAAGAAACCAACUGAAUCGAAGGAACAUGUCGAGAACAUAGAGCUGGACUUGUGUAAUGAAUAUGAGAACAUCUCGACCUUGAGAGCCUUUGUUGCAUCGCAGGAGGAGAGAGAAGCAAACCAACCCAACGUGAAACCAAGUGAAGUCACGACUUUAUGGGUAGAUGGACAGGAAUGAGAUCUUAACCAAAACGAUGACAUCUGGUGGCAGAAAUAAACAUUUUCAAACAGUGGCUAUAUUUUUAUAUUUUAUGCCUUGUGUUAGCUACUUUGUAAACGUAGCUGGGUAAAGCCAAGUUACUAGUUUAAUAGUGGUGUACCUUCCAAUUACUUAAUACCUAAUUACAGUACAGACCAAAAGUUUGGACACACCUUUUAAUUCAAUGAGUUUCCUUUAUUUUCAUGACUAUUGACAUUGUAGA